Sinocyclocheilus rhinocerous is the source of this 455-nucleotide messenger RNA. It is a transcript of the gene tceanc2, whose product is annotated as transcription elongation factor A (SII) N-terminal and central domain containing 2. The coding region runs from base 1 to 375 and encodes 124 amino acids. NCBI's taxonomy places the organism in Eukaryota, Metazoa, Chordata, Actinopteri, Cypriniformes, Cyprinidae. The record is from RefSeq and is a predicted model, not a curated record. Gene Ontology annotation, biological process: DNA-templated transcription. The transcript is spliced from 3 exons.
AUGAUAAACACUGUCCCAGCAGUCUGCACUGACAUAAACGGUUACCGCGUAGAGUUCACAAGACACACAGUUAACAACCUACGCAAACACUCAGAAGAUCCUGAAAUCAAGUCACUAGCGGGGGAGGUGUAUAAACACUGGAGGACCUUCAUUGAGGAACAUAUUUUCCUGAUGUUCCAGGUGGAGCAUGGACUGGUGGAGAACAUAGAGAGAGAAGUGUUUCACCAAAGCUCUCGACUUGUUAGUGGAGCAUACAGAAGGACUGUGAGGGCUCUUGUCUUUGCACUGAAAAAUAGGCCUGACUUGAGAGCGCAGGUCAAGGAUGGCAAACUACCAGUUAAUAAAUUUGUAAGCAUUCACAAAAAGAAACUGUGAAGAAUUGAAAAAUUCAAAUAUGGGACCUCAAGAAAACUUUUUUUAUUUAUUUAUUUUUUUUACUAUUUUUAACUUUCAGU